Colletotrichum tamarilloi is the source of this 765-nucleotide messenger RNA. RefSeq names its product AT hook domain-containing protein family protein. The record is from RefSeq and is a predicted model, not a curated record. Bases 1 to 765 code for a protein of 254 amino acids. The transcript is spliced from 2 exons. Lineage: Eukaryota; Fungi; Ascomycota; Sordariomycetes; Glomerellales; Glomerellaceae.
AUGGCAACUCUGGUCUUUGCCCAGGAAGAAGCAGGCACAGCAGUCUGUAUCUCACCCAACGGCAUUCUCCUCACUUGCUCCCACUGCAUCGCCGAGACCGUUGACGAUUUUGACGAUUCCAAAAGCCACUGGCUUCUCUUUGCUUCAGGCCAAGUAGUCGAAGCCAAAGCACUAGCAUGGGAUGACAAGAGAGACCUGGCCCUGUUGAAAAUCACCUCAGCACAACAAUCUCCGCCACCUUCGGGACCGACAUCAUCAUCAUCAUCACCACCGCACUCAGGGAGUUUCCCCUUUGUGACCCUCUCCCCCUCACCGCCCGCCUUGAAGGCCCGACUCAUCUGCGUCGGCCACCCGGGCAGCGAGGACUUCGAGGCGGCUGUCCCGGGAACAAAGACGGACUACAACGUCCUCCACCUCAGCACCGGCACGUUCAGGGGCUGCGCCGAGGGCCAGGACCCGCAGGAUAAUUCGGAGAUCGGGGCGCUAAUGCAUUCUUGCUGGACGUACUGGGGUCACAGCGGCGCACCGCUGGUCGAUAACAAUACCCUUGGUUCCAACGCAUUCAAUGUACGGUACCCACGCCUGCGCUUCCCAUUGAUAACUUCGAUACCAUCGGGCAGCACCGUCUCUACGCUCACGAUUCUCACGAUUCUCACGAUUCUCACGAUUCUCACGAUUUCAAAGUUCAACCUCAAGUUCCUCCCGCCUUCCACUGCUCGAAUUACCGGCUGCCCGUCCGCCUCCCACCCUCUGCUCCAACGAUGA